Messenger RNA from Zingiber officinale, 1130 nucleotides. Its product is annotated as peptide methionine sulfoxide reductase A5-like. Bases 125 to 862 code for a protein of 245 amino acids. Lineage: Eukaryota; Viridiplantae; Streptophyta; Magnoliopsida; Zingiberales; Zingiberaceae. The record is from RefSeq and is a predicted model, not a curated record. Gene Ontology annotation, cellular component: cytoplasm. Gene Ontology annotation, biological process: cellular response to oxidative stress. The transcript has 4 exons. Gene Ontology annotation, molecular function: peptide-methionine (S)-S-oxide reductase activity.
AUUCCACACCUGAAGCGAUCAAACCAAAAUGGUUCGAGGAGAUUAGGAAGUGGCUCGCAGGUCCACGGGUUCCAUCUCGCCAACGGCCGAUCGGUUCGCGAUCCGAAUCGAAUUGGAGCUCGCCAUGGCAGAUCUCCGCUUUCUGCUGUGCGUUCUGUUCCUCUUCGCCAUUUCCACGGCCGACUGGGCGUCGGCGGCGCGGUUCCCCGGUAGGAUCUCGCAACCGCCACCGUCGACGAACCAGGAGACGCUUCGGAUUGCUGUGUUUGCUCUCGGGAGCUUCUGGCGAUCCGAGGCGGCCUUCGGCUGUCUUCCUGGCGUGGUCCGUACUUCCGUCGGCUACGCCGGUGGAUCCAAGACUAACCCCGAGUACCGCAAUUUGGGAGAUCAUGCCGAGUGCGUCCGCAUUGAGUACAACCCCAAGUUGAUUCAAUUCAAACAGCUCCUUGAUGUCUUUUGGGCUAGCCAUGAUUCUAGGCAAGUUUUUGGACAAGGACCCGAUGUUGGUAACCAGUACAGAUCCAUUAUCUUUACAAAUGGAACACAAGAGAGUAGGAUAGCUGCUUUGAGUAAAGAGAGGGAACAGGCCAAGAGUAGGAGCAGUGUUGUGACCACAGAAAUCCAGGAAUUUGGAGUAUUUUAUCCUGCAGAAGCUGAACAUCAGAAAUUCGAGCUGAAGCGCAAAUGGUUUCUAUUGCAGUUGAUCGGUAAUUUGUCAAACGACGAACUCUUAACCUCCAACUUGGCUUCCAAGUUGAAUGGCUAUGCUGCGGAACUUUGCCCUUCAAAUAUCCAAAGCAAGAUUAGUGCCAAGAUCGACGAGAUAGUAAAAACCCAUUGGCCUCUCCUGCGGGAUAUAUAGCAUAGCAGCACUCGCUGCCUUGGACAUGCAUUGUCUGUGCAUUCUUCACUUCCACAAUUUUAAGCAAUCACUCAUUCAGAAGGAUGUCUGGAGGAUCUAAAAGUCCUCAGAUCAUCCUGGUUCGCUCCCUCAUCUUUUUUUUUCCCCAGUUACUUUGCCAUUUUUAAUUUUGUAAAACUUUAUGACAUUAUAUACUGCGUGUAAUCAGUGCUUGGGAUACACGGUUCAAGACAACUGAUGUAAUAUACAGAGCAAUAUCUUAGAGUUA